AUUCCUGUCAAUUUCGUUAUUGCGUAGAAAAGUUGCAUAAAUGAGAGUACAUCCGCACUCCUGGAAAUAUCUUUCUCACAAUCUUUUCCUCCAUUCAAUGUGAAAGGAAAUCCAUGGCGUCCACAAAAUCGAAAAUACUAGUGCUGGGUGGCACAGGCCCUGCGGGUCUCUGCCUGCUGCGUGAGCUUGCCUACCGGAAUCAUGCCACUAUAGUCUAUGCACGAACUCCCUCGAAAAUUCCGCCUGAACUGGCAUCUUCUCCACUCAUCGAGAUCCUCCAAGGCGAAUUACAAGACCGUCUCACCUUGUCGACAGCAGUUGCAGAUUGCUCAACUAUCAUCUCACUCCUAGGUCCGAACAUCAACGAUAAGAACAUCGACCCAAAUAUAUUUGCCGAGUUCUACAUCACUUGUUUAUUCCCACUGAUGCGUGAGUAUCGUGUCCGCCGCAUCUUCGCCAUGGGGACGCUUUCAAUCAAACGAGACAUGGACAGUUGGACAAUUGGGUCAGCAGUGGCUGUCGCUUUCGUAAGACUAUUUGCAAGUGGAGUCUUUCAAACCAUGCAGAAUAUCGCCAAUGCAUUUGAUAAGCAAGCACAUGACAUAGACUGGACCGUUUUCAGAAUCACGAGUAUUCCUGGAGGCUCAGACGAAGCAAGUUGGAAGAUAGACAGGAACGAUGGAAAGCCAUUUACAGGUUGGAUUGGUGAUAAAGGGUGGACAUUUUCACAAAAGCGUGCAGCUUUGACAAAAUGGCUUGUCGAUGCUGUGGAGGAUGGUGAGGCGGACUGGAUAGGUAAGAUGCCGGCAGUCAGUCGUCUGGGUUGAAAAAGCAACAUCAUUAUUACAGGCUUGUGAAGUUUAUUUACGUUAAUUUCAGGAGGGACAUAAGAUGAGUAGGCGAGAUUUUUCUUGAAAUUCUGUAAUUAAAUUACAUUUAUUUCAAGUUAAUGACCUGUUCCUCUGGUUGAUAAUUAUGGUUCAACAAUAUAAGGCUAACUCUAGAACGCCAACGGUUUAAUGGAAU
Truncatella angustata is the source of this 1026-nucleotide messenger RNA. RefSeq lists its product as uncharacterized. NCBI's taxonomy places the organism in Eukaryota, Fungi, Ascomycota, Sordariomycetes, Amphisphaeriales, Sporocadaceae. The record is from RefSeq and is a predicted model, not a curated record. The transcript has 2 exons. The coding region runs from base 114 to 827 and encodes 237 amino acids.